AUGAAAGCUUUGCUGAGUAAAUACGGGGUUGUGCAUAGGAUUUCUACUCCCUACCAUCCACAAACAAAUGGGCAGGCUGAAGUAUCCAAUAGGGAAGUUAAAGCAAUUCUUGAAAAGACUGUGGGUCCAGACAGAAAGGACUGGAGCAAAAGACUUGAUGAUGCAAAAUCUCGUCAUCUACUAGUGGAGAUUGAGCAUAGGGCAUAUUGGACAGUUAAAGCAUGCAACUUCGAUACUAGCACUUCUGGAGAGGAAAGGAAAUUGCAACUUCAAGAACUUGAGGAGAUUAGACUGGAAGCCUAUGAGAAUUCACAGAUUUACAAGCAAAAGACUAAGAACUUUCAUGACUAG
Molecule: messenger RNA, 351 nt
Organism: Zingiber officinale
Lineage: Eukaryota; Viridiplantae; Streptophyta; Magnoliopsida; Zingiberales; Zingiberaceae
Exons: 1
Coding region: 1-351 (116 amino acids)
Biological process (GO): DNA integration
Molecular function (GO): nucleic acid binding
Source: RefSeq, a predicted model, not a curated record